Messenger RNA from Cyprinus carpio (common carp), 2239 nucleotides. RefSeq names its product mesoderm induction early response protein 1-like. NCBI's taxonomy places the organism in Eukaryota, Metazoa, Chordata, Actinopteri, Cypriniformes, Cyprinidae. The record is from RefSeq and is a predicted model, not a curated record. Gene Ontology annotation, biological process: negative regulation of transcription by RNA polymerase II. Gene Ontology annotation, molecular function: transcription corepressor activity; histone deacetylase binding. Gene Ontology annotation, cellular component: nucleoplasm.
UUGUCACCUUUACGCAGUGUUUGGGUCGUGACAUGACUUUUAUUUUGUAGGAUACACCACAGUAGUGUAGCGCUACUCAGUUGAGCACAUUAUCGCUGGUUUCACAGAACCUAGAACAACUAUGGCGGAGCCCUCCUUAAGUGGUUCAGGCUCUGAAGGAGCACCUCCAGUGGUCCAGAAUGAGGACAGAGACUUUGAUCCUUCAGCAGACAUGCUCGUACAUGACUUUGAUGAUGAGCGGACUUUAGAAGAAGAGGAAAAGCUGGAGGGAGAGACUAACUUCAGUGCCGAAAUUGAUGACCUCGCUCGAGAGAGUGAGAUGCCCAUCGGGGAUCUUCUGAAAUUGUAUGGCUACGGCACUGGUGGGUCUCCAGAGGAAGAGGAUGGAGAUGUUCAAGAGGAGGAUUCUUCAGAGAAUAAUUGCAGCAGCCAUAGUAAACCCAAAGACGAUGAUCAAGAGAAUCAAGAGGAUGAGGAUGUGCAGUCAUCUGGUGAGGAGCCUCCGUCCUGCAGUGUUUCUCACAGCACAGCUCAACUCCUCUACCCUCGGCCAUCCAAUUACUUGGAAGGGGAUGAGGAAGAAUCUGAAGAUGAUGAUUAUAUUCCAUCUGAAGAUUGGAAGAAGGAAAUCAUGGUUGGUUCGAUGUAUCAAGCAGAGACUCCUGUUGGCCUUUGCAAGUAUAAGGAUAAUGAAAAAGUGUAUGAGAAUGAAGAUCAGCUAUUGUGGAAUCCAGAGUUAAUUCCAGAAGAAAAGGUUGUAGAGUUUUUAGCCGAGGCUUCUAAAUCCAGCGGAGAAGAGACUGGUGUCCAUGCAAUUCCUGAAGGAUCUCACAUCAAAGACAAUGAACAGGCUCUUUAUGAAUUGUUUAAAUGCAACUUUAAUUCAGAAGAAGCUUUAAGAAGAAUGAAAUUUAACGUGAAGCCUGCCAAAGAGGAAAUGUCAGUUUGGACAGAAGAGGAAUGUCGAGGUUUUGAGCAAGGACUCAACACUUACGGAAAAGAUUUCAGCUCAAUACAAGCGAAUAAGGUGAGAACUAGAUCUGUAGGGGAAUGUGUGGCCUUUUAUUACAUGUGGAAGAAAUCUGAGCGUUAUGAUUUCUUUGCACAGCAAACCAAGCUUGGAAAAAGAAAAUACAGUCUUCGCCCUGGAGUUUUAGAUUAUAUGGAGUGUAUUUUGGAGAGCUCUGAGUCCAGUGGAUCUUCGUCUUCACUUCCCAACUUUUCAAACAACAGCAAACACCCAUCUGAGCCAGAGAGUGACACAAAUGCCCAGAACGGUGUAGGAAGCCAUUCCUCCACGCCGCUUCUCUGUGUCACAGAUGAGACAUCACAGACAAACGGCUCCGCCACAUGUCCAGAUAUUUCCACAGCAAACACACCCCCCUGCUCUAACCCUGACGCCAGCAGCCCGAGCACACAAGUCAUGGAGAUCACAGUCAAACAAGAGGAGGAAGAACUCUGUGAAAGACCUCUCAAAAGGCUUCGGACUGACACAGAGCCCAGUAGUGAGGGGCCUGUCCCCCACAGCAAAACAGAAACGGUCUGACUCACCAGCAGAAACCUCAGAUCAGGGCUUGAUACAGGCCCUGUUUUUAGCAUGAAGGUAGCUGAGAUGUGUGUGUGUGAAUUUCAGGGAUGCAAAUGAAGCACAUUUCUGUCCUCUCACAUUACUGCCGCUGAGCUCAGUUCAUAUCUCAAACACUCAUGAUAGACUGUCCUAUCAGACAGUCAACUCUGUAGCACUAUUUAUUAAUAUAGGUUAAGAUGAUCAAUGUAAUUCUGUUUGCUCUAGAAACAUCUGACAGAUUGUAUUUUAUUGUUUGGUGUGCAUAACAUUGCUCUAACUGUAAAUGCACACCGUGGAAAAGCCCUCUUGAUUUUAUAUGAAGUGUAAUACUGUAAAUAUUCCAAAUCUGAAACGAUUAAAAUAAUACACUUUUGUAUUUGGAACAUUUUGAAUAUUUCAGGCGGUUGUAAAAAUGUCUUUCUAAUGUUGCAACAUUCCAUCCUUUUCAUUUCUGAAUUUCCUAUUUGACCAAAGUGAAUGGUUGAUAUUGGUCUUUUAACACAAAGCAUUUUUAGAAGAUAUUUCCUCUUUAUAUGAAAUAUUGUCUUAUUUUUGUAUUUGAUAGCUAUUUAUUUUUUUUAAUCAGAUAUUGGUGAUGCAUGAGGCCAGUAUACAGAGUAUAUUUGUAUAGGCUGGAACGAGUAGUCUUGAAUUAAAAAGGCAGAGCAGAAA